AUGGCGAAGAACAAGCUGAUUGCCAAGCCUAUACCGCAGUAUCAACCUGCUGGCAGCAAGAUGGGGAAGCACAGCAACAUACGCAGGCUGAUGGGUGCAUACCUCGAACAAAGUCACAGAGAAACCCCGUUUAAACUAUUUUCAGAGACCUAUUCUGUGAGACUUGUCAACGGUCAGGAAACAAACUCUAGCCUUUCCGGACGUUUGGAAGUCUUCUACAAAGGUGUGUGGGGCACAGUGUGUGAUGACUCUGUCAACAACCGUACAGGAAAUACUCUUUGUCGCUUCCUUGGAUUUAGCGGCGGGUAUCAUGUGCCGAGAGGCGGGUUUGGAGCAGGGACCGGGACGAUCUGGCUGGACGACUUGGUGUGUUCAGGGAAUGAGACGAGUAUAUCCCAGUGUUCUCAUCAACCUUGGGGGAAUAAUAACUGUGCACACAACGAGGACCUCGGUUUAGUCUGCUCAAACGUCACAUCACAGACAUAUUCUGUGAGACUUGUCAACGGUCAGGAAACAAACUCUAGCCUUUCCGGACGUUUGGAAGUCUUCUACAACGGUGUGUGGGGCACAGUGUGUGAUGACUCUGUCAACAACCGUACAGGAAAUACUCUUUGUCGCUUCCUUGGAUUUAGCGUCGGGUAUCAUGUGCCGAGAGCCAGGUUUGGUUCUGGGACAGGGACGAUCUGGCUGGACGACUUGGUGUGUUCAGGGAAUGAGACGAGUAUAUCCCAGUGUUCUCACCGACCUUGGGGGAUUAAUAACUGUGCACACAAAGAGGACCUCGGUUUAGUUUGCUCAAAGGUCACAUCACGAACUCCGUUACGGCUUGUUAAUGGAACUCAGCGUGCCAACAGUCUGAGUGGCAGACUGGAAGUCUUCCAUGACAACAAUUGGGGCACAGUUUGUGACGACAGUUUUUCGGCAAGAGAAGCAAGAGUCGUUUGUAGUAUUUUAGAAUACAGUCAAGGUGUGGAAUUGACGAGUGCCUAUUUUGGACAAGGAAAUGGAACUAUUUGGCUGGACGACGUUCGCUGCCUAGGCAACGAGAGUGAUAUAUCACUUUGCUACAACCGAGGAUGGGGGCGCCACAAUUGUAAUCACAGGGAAGACGUGGGAGUGGCCUGUUUUAACACAACGGCUGUAGAAACGGCAAAGGCGUCUUUCGUGGUGUUUACGGAAGAGGAACUGGACCAAUAUGAGCAGAUGUCUACCAGACUUGUCGCGGGGCAUCGUGGAGACGGCUGGCAGACCGGCAGGCUCGAAAUUUCCUUUGCCGGUGAGUGGGGCACAGUAUGCAACAACCAGUUCAACAAUGUCUCAGCAACAGUGGCCUGUAGGACUCUGGGAUACAGAUAUGGCAACUACCUACCUUACUAUUACCCUAAUUUUGGGACUGGAAGGAUCUGGCUUGGAGGAGCCGUGUGUAGAGGCAAUGAGGCGGACAUUGCUCAGUGCGAACAUGACGGAUUGGGUAACCACUUCUGUGGCCAUUCAUGGGACGUCGGUAUCAUCUGUUCAAACAACAAAACAGUUUGUGAGCCCACGCAGUUCCGUUGUGAUGACGGUCGUUGUCUGCCUAUAACAUUCCGUUGUGACGGAACGAUAACAUGUCGUGGAGGGGAGGACGAGCGAGGCUGCAUGGAAAUGUCUGGAAGACGUGUGACGGUGAACACAAAUGGAGAGCUGUGGACUGUUUGUAGUGGACCGUCCAUGUCCAACAACCGGAAAUUAGCAGAAAGUAUGUGUGUGUAUAUGGGACACUCCGGACUGACGAAUGUGUCGGUUGAAAGAACACAAAACCUACCCCUGGGAAUGGUGUUCUAUCCAACGCCUAGCUUUGCUGGUUACCUCGGAGAGUUUCGCCCAUACGUAUCUAUAUUUUGCGCCCCACUUAACAUCCAGUGCUCUAGACAAGAAGUCUAG
Molecule: messenger RNA, 1923 nt
Organism: Liolophura sinensis
Lineage: Eukaryota; Metazoa; Mollusca; Polyplacophora; Chitonida; Chitonidae
Product: deleted in malignant brain tumors 1 protein-like
Exons: 15
Coding region: 1-1923 (640 amino acids)
Cellular component (GO): membrane
Molecular function (GO): protein binding
Source: RefSeq, a predicted model, not a curated record